AGCAACUUCGUGCUGGGGAACGCACAGGUGCCCGCUCUGUACCCCAUCGUGUACUGCAGUGAUGGGUUCUGUGAGCUCACGGGGUACGCGCGGGCCCAGAUCAUGCAGAAGGGGUGCGCCUGCAAGUUCCUGUACGGCCCGGAGACCAUCGACGAACACAAGGCGGCCAUCGAGAAGUCCCUGGAGAGUAAGACGGAGCUCAAGGUCGAAGUCAUGUUCUACAAGAAGAAUGGGUCGUCCUUCUGGUGUCUGCUGGACAUCGUGCCCAUCAAGAACGAGAAGCGGGAGGUGGUGCUCUUCCUCGCCUCCCACAAGGACGUCACCAACUCAAAGAUGGAGGAGGUCUCGUUCUACCCCGGCUACGAGAACGACGAGAACGAGAAUCUGGACCCGGAAGCUCCCCCGAACAAGUAUGGUCGAAGACGUAGCCGCGCCGUCCUCUACCAACUGUCCGGACACUACACCCAGGACAAGACGAAGAACAAACUCAAGCUCAAUAAUAAUCCCCUCCAGCCACACUCGGCGGCGCCGCUGCCGGAGUACAAGACGGCCAGCAUCCAGAAGUCCCGCUUCAUCCUAACCCACUACGGGAUGCUCAAGACCUGCUGGGACCUGGUCAUCCUCCUAGCCACCUUCUACGUUGCCGUCACCGUCCCCUACAACGCCGCCUUCCUCGUUAACACCAACCAGCAAGACAAGCCUACCAUCGUCCCCGACGUAGUGGUGGAGGCGCUCUUCCUUGUCGACAUAAUCCUCAACUUCCGGACCACCUUCGUCAACAAGAAGGGGGAGGUGGUGCUGAGUCCCAUAAGGAUCGCCACGCAUUAUGUAAAAGGCUGGUUCGUCCUUGACCUGGUGGCUGCCAUGCCCUUCGACCUUCUCCUCGCUGCCGAUGUCUACAGCUCUUCGUUCCAGGCCACGAACAUCCACCUGCUGAAGCUGACACGUCUGUUGCGGCUGGCACGCCUUCUGCAGAAGAUGGACCGCUACUACCAGUACUCGGCGCUCAUCCUCACGCUCCUCAUGCUUUGUUUCACCCUCGUGGCACACUGGCUGGCCUGUGUCUGGUACGCCAUUGCUGAAGACGAGAUGCAGCGCCCACAGCCUGAGAUUGGCUGGAUCUAUGACCUCGCUGAGCGGCUGGAGACAGACGCCAAGAACGUGACCAUUGCAGAGAAGUACGUGACGGCGUUGUACUUCACUUGUUCUUCCCUCACCUCUGUCGGCUUUGGCAAUGUCUCCGCCAACACGAACCGUGAGAAGAUCUUCAGUAUCGUCACUAUGUUGAUAGGAGCCCUCAUGUACGCCACAGUGUUCGGGAAUGUGACAUCGAUCAUCCAGAGAAUGUACCUCCGUCGCUCCCUCUACCAGACCAAAUGGAGGGACCUGAAGGACUUCCUCUCCCUCAACCAGAUCCCAAAGGAACUCCGCCAGCGGAUGCAGGACUACUUCCAGACUAUGUGGAGUCUGAACCAGGGUAUUGAUAUUCAUGAGACACUGAAAGAGUUCCCAGAGGAGCUGCGUGGGGACAUCUCCAUGCAUAUCCACCGGGAGAUCCUAUCCCUACCCAUCUUUGAGACAGCCUCCCAGGGAUGCCUCAAGCUACUCAGUCUGCACAUCAGGAAUAUCUUCUGUGCCCCUGGCGAGUACCUGGCACACCGUAAUGAUGCCCUCCAAUACAUCUACUACUUGUGUAAUGGUUCCAUGGAAGUUGUCAUGGAUGACAUGGUUGUGGCUAUACUUGGAAAGGGUGACCUGGUAGGGAGUGAUGUAGACAUGCACCUUCGUAAUGGCGCUGACACAGUGGUCAAGUCUUCAUGUGAUGUCAAGGCCCUCACCUACUGCGAUCUUAAAUCUAUCUACAUUCCUGGCCUGCUGGACAUUCUCAAGUUGUACCUCGAAUACCAACAGGAGUUUGCCAAUGACAUCAAGCAUGACCUGACGUACAAUCUGAGGGAGGGUUAUGAUAAUGAGCAGCAGGACAUGGAAAUUGGGUCUGGGAAGAACCUCCUUCCAUCUAUCAGUGAGGAUGAUGAGGAGCGGGGAAGUGAGGAUGAGGACAAGUCUCCUGUGUCAACUUCACCAAGGUCACCACUCCACACACGCACCACCACAAGGUUCAACUUCUCACGAAAUGAGGAAGAGAUAGGGAGUCCUAGAUGGGGCCACAGAAGCCGUGAACGUAGUGGGGGUACUCCUGUGAGGGGCGCCCUCAAGACCUUAUCACCUACUCGUCUUCACCAUCGUUCCAAUGAUGAACUCAGAUGUGAUGAUCAAGCUAAGGUUCAGUUGGAAAAACUAGACACCCAAGUCAACACACUUCAUUCAGAUGUCAGUGGCCUAACCCAAGAGGUUCGGUCAGCACUGCAGCUCCUUCAAUCGAUCAGCCACAAUAUAGGUGGAGGUGAUAAUGAUGGUGGGGGUGAUGAGGCAGGAAGUUGUUUCACUGUAGCGAGUAAUGAAGGUGGACGUGUGGGAGGAAGUGGAAAUAAUAGUGGCAGUGGAGGUGGUGUUGCUAACAUUUACAUGCAAGAAAAUCGACUAACACCUCUCUGCAGGUCUUCACCUAGUGUAUUUGCUACUUGUCGGGACACACGAUUUUCUUCGUCGCUGCCACGUCACCGCAGCAAGAAUGUCUCUACUCAGACAGACCUUCCUAUAGAUGUCCCAGUUGCAGUUCUAGAAGCAUUUGUGUUAGCUCAUCGUUCCCGAGUUCUUCAACUCCUAGGCAUUCAAGAAGUGGUGAGUUCCUCCCCAGAUACACCAUCAAAUAGUGGCCAAGUCAUUCCACCUGCCUCUAGUUCAUCACAAGCAAGUGAGGUUCAUACAUGCAUCAUGAUUCCUGAGAAUGAUAGUAACAGCUGCUCUGAGAGUGUGACAUCUACACCAGACCAAAAUGACCCUAUUUCCAGAACUGAUCAACUUCCAGAUCCACAUUCUGUACAAACUCAAAACCCCUCCAUUACAAUACAAGCUGCACCCAAUGUUAUUGGUGACAGUAGAAACAACAACAACAAUAAAAGUCCACGUACAUCCAUAGAAACAUACCAACUAACAAAUCUACAAAACUGGAAUCCAGUCUCUCACUUAAACAGAACAGUCAUGUCAGCUUCACGAAGUACAGGGAGCUUAAAGGAUAUUAUUUCUGUCAAUCUCAAAAAUCACACUCCGCAGUCAAACCAAAGUGGUAAUAACUCAUCAUUCUUGGUACAAUAUCAAGUACAGAAGAGUGAGACAAAUCCAUACAAAACUGUGGUUCAUUAUGGUUGUUCUUCUGACUGUCCGCCAACAGAUCUCAUAUGUUUCUCAGAAGUCAACCAUACAAUGACACGAAGUACAUCCAUGCCUGUAGCCUCCUUUAGAUAUUUACCCAAUCUUUCCAGUUCUUCUGUAAUGCCUAACACACAAUUACCCAGUGUCAGCAAAGAGACAGGAGUACAUCCAUCAGAUUUGCUUCCAAAUACAACUGAAGAUACACAAAACAUUAACAAAAAACCUACGAUUGUAACAGACUUCUAGCCAUGGAUAUAUGGCAUACAGUAUUUAUCAUUUAACUGAGUCUCCAGUACAAACAAAGAUGGUAGAUCUCAAGUAGGCUAUUUUUCUCUCAAAUAUACUGAAGAAAGUUUUAAAGAUGUUAUGGCUAUAUAUGAAGGAAUAUUACAAAGAAUGUCCUUCAGAAGUUAGCUAUCUGAGCAUGGCUAAAUUACUGUACAUGAACAAAAUGUAUUGUUACUCUUAUAUACAGUGUUUCUGGAAUACAGUAUGUAAAUAAUGUGGUAUAAUUGCCAGAAGCAAUGUUUUCUCACAUUCUCCAUGGACAAUACACAAAUGGCCUCAAUACCAGCCAUGACCAAAAAUUUUCUUCACUAUCAUGAGGUUAGCACUGUACUUUAUAUUUCUUUAGAUUUUAAUGGGCAUUAAUUUCUUAAAUCCCAUUUUAAACAUUACUUGCAAACACAAUUGAAUAUGUUUGCAAACAUAAUCCCAAAUUUUCUAAUUAUUAUUAUUGUUUUAUUGCAGUACUUUGAUCAUUUCAGUGGUUAUGGUUACCAUUACUUCAUUUACCAGAUUUAAUACAGUACGUACAGGUAUUUUGUAGAUACAGGUAUCCCUUAAGUUAUGGAAGCUCAAGUUGUGAAAAUUUUGAAUUGACAGAAUCCAAAAAGUAUGGAAUUUGUUUAUAGAUACAGAAGAAAAGUUUGCAUUAUUGAAAAAUCUUUGGGAAACUUCUGAGGUUAAAGAAUGAGGCAAAAAUUUACAAAUGUUGCCAUCCUCUAGUACAGGUAUGUUACUAAACACAAAAUAAAAUUUAGUAUAGUACAGUACUGAAUAUAAUACUGUACAGUAUAUAAAGACAUUUCAACUACUGUACAUGUAAACUGAAAUGGCAUACAGUAUUAAAAGGGAUUGUACAGAAAGGCUAAUGCCUCACCAACACCCUAAGUGUUGUAAGUACAGUAGAAUUUGCAUUACAGUAUGGUACAAUACUGUACUUAUUAUUGUAUUUAUUAAAAAAUAAUAAUAUUAAAUGUUGUAUAAUAUUAUUUAUAUUUUCAGUCACUUCAUUAGGUCUCAGGAGGACAGAUUUAGGCGUUACUUAAUGCACAGCCAUGGGAGGGAGGAUAUGUACAGUUGCGGACAAAUGAAUCGUGGCCACCUAUAGUAUUUCCACGCUAAUCUGGCUCAUAAGCCCCACCCUUCGUCUAUAGCUACAAAUAGCCGAUUGGUUCCCUGAGCAUUUUACCCCCCCACAGGACUUCGUGUAUACAAGCGUGUAUUUAUUUCGACCUUUUAUAAAUGCAUUUGUGGAGGGUUACAUCUAGUGCGGGAGGGGUGGCGGCAGCGUCUUAACAGUGCUGGCGCUUGUUUACCUUGGUAUGCAGUUGGGCUAACGCAAAAGUAUUGACACCUCAUGUGGUGCUCUUCCAAGCUUUACGGUGAGGAGUGAUCGUCUCCCACGUGAGGGGGUUGAUUUGGCACUUUUUCGGGUUUAAGAUAUCCUUAUACUCUUUCUGUUGCGCGCUAGCAUUACAUUUACCAUUUGUUAGGUGACUGGAAAGUACCGUAACUGCUUUGGCAGUCUACCUAACUUAACCAAACUUCGUUAUGGCCUUUACUCUCCGUUCUUUGGCUUCCACGAAACUGUUACCAAUUGCAGAAAGCACUCCACCAAUGAUGGUGGACUAGGUGGCCUCGACUCAUCUGUUUGCUUGUUGUUAAAUCAUAAAGAGUGGUAAAACUGGGUAUAGGUGGUGGCUAUACCUGUUCCAAGGUGGUGGCAGGUUGUCUGUUGAUAAACCUAGCUUCUAGAUGCCAGAGUCGUGCCAGUUGAUUUAUGGUCUCGACUCUCAAGAGGGAAAAUAUGCACAUGCCUCUUCAUUGUAUUUUGUAAUGUAUUUCAUAUACCAGUACUGUAUGUAUUUAGUGUAUUUUUUGUUUUUUAAGUUAAGCUAGUGAAAGAAGAGCAUCCACUAGUAAAACUUGCUUCAAAUUUAAAUUAUUUUUUUUCUUUUAAUGUUUUUAAGAACAAUAUUGUCUGGGAAUACGCCUCCAAUUAUGUAAUGGAAGUCUUUGGCAAAUGUGUUUCAAGUUACAGCUUUUCAGGAAUGUGACUCUUCCAUAACAUGAGGGAUGCCUGUAUAUACACUGUAUACAGUACAGUAUAGUAUAGUAAAACCUCACAAUACAGGUAUAUUAUUUUUGUGUAUCACACUAUUGUUUGUUCAAUCAUAUUCAUCAUUGCUUGGAUGGUUCAUAAAAAAAAUUGCAUUCCUCUUAUUUUUUAUCAUUAUAUCAUUUGCUGUUUAUAUUAUGUAAAACAAAGUACAAUUGUGAACAAAAGUUGCUCUCUCCCAAACUGAACCAGUAACAUCCUCAAAUGAGAUUAAACAGCACAUCCGCACCAGGCAACAGUCGGGGUAAGUCAGUUCGAACUCAUUCCUGUGACUCGGUCUCGUGGUGUUUUAUUUUGUCAGUGUUACUGGUAGACAGAGGCCACUGCUCGUCAGUUGAGGUACACUGAAUAAAAAAAAUUAAAUAUAAUCCUCACAGAGAGGUUCCAUAAAACACACAGGUAUUUUUUCUUCUUCAGUAGUUUUAUCUUAAUACUGUACUAAAAUACUCAAAACUAUAUAAAAAAAAAAUUAAUACUGGAGUAGUAAUGCAGUUCCUGCCAAUCAAGGACUGUCUACAUGCACAUUACACAAAAACAUUGUAAAUUGUUCAUUACUUUUUUACUCUGUUCAACAUUGUUUAAUGCAUUGUUUUGUUUAAUUUUCUUUUAAAUUUAUUCACUUUGGCUUCACCAAGACAUUUAUUAUCAUGUAGAUCAGUUUUAACUCGCAAGAAAGAACUGUAUGAUGUUAACAGUAAAGAAUUACUUUUAUCCACCUUAUUCUACACUUUAGUAAGUUAAAAGAAAAAUUAUUUGGAAGCAUAUGUAUAUCCCCUAGUUUGGUAAUACAGUAAAAAAAAUAUGUUCAAUUCUUUCUUUAUUCAAAAUUUCUUGUAUACUGUAUUAGUGCUCUUUAUUAAUAGUAAAAUCAGUUAUGUUCUGCUGCUCACACCACCCAUGCUCUAUUCACAUGUACAGUACACAACUUACCAGGCAUUGGGAUUUCAUUCAAUGGACUUCUACCUUGUUUGCUAGUGUAUUCAUAUUUCUUAAUGUGUACUACGUAUUGUUUUUAUCUAACAUUAUGUACAGCAGUUUUAUACUUUAUACAGGUAUGGUACAUUUUUACAUACAGCAUUUAAGUGUUUUAUAAAUGGUCUUAUGUUAGUGACAGUUAUGUACAGCAUUUUGCUAACUUGUCAAAUAUUCAUAAUGAUAUGAAUACUACACUGAAAGCAAAGUGUAAAUAUUUGUCCUUUACCUUGAAUUUGUGGCUAAUUCUAAAUCCUUACUAUAUAUAU
Homarus americanus (American lobster) is the source of this 6918-nucleotide messenger RNA. RefSeq names its product potassium voltage-gated channel subfamily H member 8-like (gene Elk). Gene Ontology annotation, cellular component: membrane. Gene Ontology annotation, biological process: potassium ion transmembrane transport; regulation of membrane potential. Lineage: Eukaryota; Metazoa; Arthropoda; Malacostraca; Decapoda; Nephropidae. Gene Ontology annotation, molecular function: voltage-gated potassium channel activity. The transcript has 13 exons. The record is from RefSeq and is a predicted model, not a curated record. The coding region runs from base 103 to 3519 and encodes 1138 amino acids.